This is a messenger RNA of Cucurbita moschata (crookneck pumpkin), 1794 nucleotides long. Its product is annotated as probable sugar phosphate/phosphate translocator At4g32390. Gene Ontology annotation, molecular function: antiporter activity. Gene Ontology annotation, cellular component: Golgi apparatus; endosome; trans-Golgi network. NCBI's taxonomy places the organism in Eukaryota, Viridiplantae, Streptophyta, Magnoliopsida, Cucurbitales, Cucurbitaceae. The transcript has a single exon. The record is from RefSeq and is a predicted model, not a curated record. Bases 265 to 1314 code for a protein of 349 amino acids.
AGUUGUUGAGUGAAAGAAUUAACAAUGGAAGCAGUAAUGGAUCUAUGGACUGUGUGUUCUUCACCAUUAAUUGUUCGAUUUAUUUAUAUUCUCCCAAAUUUCUCCGUCUCGUUCAUCUUCCCUCUCUGAUUCGUACUCGAAUCGAACUCAGUUCUUUUCUUUGAAUCUCCAUUGCUGAAUCUUCUGCUCCAUUUCUCGGAUUUUCCUGCAAAUUUCUUGUUCUUUCUCAUCGGAUUCAUCGCCAUUUUCCCCCAAAUCGACGCCAUGGGCAAGGGUGGUUCUCUCAGUGAAGGUGUUCUGAAGAAGAUUGUUCUCUCGUACACCUAUGUCGCGAUUUGGAUCUUCCUCAGCUUCACCGUCAUCGUCUACAACAAGUACAUUCUCGACAAGAAGAUGUACGAUUGGCCUUUUCCGAUUUCUCUUACCAUGAUCCAUAUGGGCUUCUGUGCUUCAUUGGCGUUCCUUCUCAUUCGUGUCUUCAAAGUCGUCGAGCCGGUUUCCAUGUCCAGAGAUCUCUAUCUCUCCUCCGUUGUUCCAAUCGGAGCGCUGUAUUCUCUCUCUUUAUGGCUUUCGAAUUCGGCUUACAUUUAUCUCUCUGUCUCGUUCAUUCAGAUGCUUAAGGCUCUGAUGCCAGUCGCUGUUUAUUCGAUCGGUGUUUCGUUGAGAAAGGAAAGUUUCAAGACGGAGACGAUGGUGAAUAUGCUGUCGAUUUCGUUUGGUGUUGCUAUUGCUGCUUAUGGCGAAGCGAAAUUUGAUGCCUGGGGUGUGGUUUUGCAACUCGGCGCCGUUGCAUUCGAGGCGACUCGACUUGUUCUAAUCCAGAUUUUGCUUACCUCUAAAGGAAUCUCGCUGAAUCCAAUCACUUCCUUGUAUUACGUUGCUCCUUGUUGUUUCGUUUUCUUGUUAGUGCCGUGGAUCUUCGUUGAGUAUCCAAUUUUGAUGGCCACAUCCAGUUUCCAUUUCGAUUUUGCGAUCUUUGGUACCAAUUCCUUAUGCGCAUUUGCCCUAAAUCUCGCUGUGUUCUUGCUUGUUGGCAAAACCUCCGCCCUAACGAUGAACGUGGCCGGCGUGGUCAAGGAUUGGCUCCUAAUCGCCUUCUCGUGGUCGGUGAUUAAGGACACCGUAACGCCGAUUAACUUGUUCGGCUAUGGAUUGGCUUUCAUCGGAGUUGGAUAUUACAAUCACUCAAAAUUGCAGGCACUGAAGGCUAAAGAGGCGCAAAAGAAGGCUGCUCAGGCCGAUGAGGAGGCAGGGACAUUGCUAGAGAAGAGGGAGAAUGACGGAUUGGUGAAGAAGAACGAAUCUGAAGCCUGAAUUCAGAGAUGAGAACGAAGAACAUAGCAAUAAUCCAGGAAGAACAAAGAACAAAGAGAAGGAUUGAUAUGGAGAAUUGGAGCAGCUGAAGAAUUUGGGAUCUCUACAUGAACUCAAAUUCAGGUUUUUGUUCUACAUUUCUUCAUUCUCCAUUGUUACUUUAGGCUUUUAGUAAUAUUAUUAGGUGCAUGAGAUUUGGUUCUGUUGCUUGAUUGAGAUGCCUGCCGCCAUUGAUGAAUGUGAUGAAGCUUGCAGAAUUAGAAAUUCUCAAACCCCAUUUUGCUUUCAUUAAUUAUUUCUUGACAGCAUCAUCCUCUUCCCCUUUUCCCAAUUUCAAUUCCCUUUUCUCUUACAACUGUUUAGGAAAACUAUGAAUGUUCAGUUGAGUGCUUAUCUGUUCACUUUAGGCUGUAUUCAAUUGUUCUGUUGCUAAUGAUACUCUGUGGAUUAGAUUUGGCUUUAUGGGUCAGUUCUGAUUAA